AUGUGGACCCACCGGCUGCGAAACGCGUGCGGAAACCGAGUGCAAACCCUUUACCACAACCACCACAACCGCCAAACACCCCCGGAAAUCCCAACCACCGACCACAACCACCACCGCCGCCGCUGUACCAGCUGUCUCAAUCAUCGAGAAAAGCCCAAUGAACCCACUAAAACUCGCACGUCUAUCCAAAACCAAAACCCACCCCGUGGCCCGUUCCUCCCUCGAACCACGAAAACCGCAAUCACACUCACACUCAACCACCACCACAACCGAGAUUGCGAUCUUGAGACGCGCCCGAACUCCCCUCCUCUUCCCCGGCCGCACAUUCACCCUACACCUCACUCCCACUCCCACUUCCUCGCCCUCAUUACAUCCUCCUCGGCAUCAUAUGACUACGACGAAGAAGAAUUCAAGGGGGAGGAUUGA
Saitoella complicata NRRL Y-17804 is the source of this 426-nucleotide messenger RNA. RefSeq lists its product as uncharacterized. The transcript has 2 exons. NCBI's taxonomy places the organism in Eukaryota, Fungi, Ascomycota, Saitoellomycetes, Saitoellales, Saitoellaceae. The record is from RefSeq and is a predicted model, not a curated record. Bases 1 to 426 code for a protein of 141 amino acids.